UGAGGAAGUGCUCCAGCUGCAUCACACAGUUCAAUGACAGGAGAUCACCGGGGACUACACGUGCCUGUUUUCCUGCUAGGUAUUUUUUAUAAUUGGUCAAUAAUGGCAUAGAUAUUUACAUGUGAGUUACUUCUUUCUUUUGACUAUAUAAAUAAUUAUUUAUUUAUUUAUUUAAAAAAUGAAUGAAACUACGAAGCAAGGAGGAUGCACACGCACUCUUGCAUUAACUGUGUGCUCUGCAGCCAUUGGUGGCACUUUUCAGUAUGGCUAUAAUAUUUCUAUCAUUAAUGCACCCACAUCUUAUGUUCAGAAGUUCAUUAAUGAGACCUGUACGAAGAGAUGGGGUACAGCUCUUGAGCCUAGUCAGGUGACACUGAUAUGGACCUUUAUUGUUUCCACUUACUCACUCGGAGGACUUUUGGGAUCCCUGCUUGCUGGCCCAAUGGCUAUCAAGUUUGGACGGAAGGGUUCCCUGCUGCUGAACAACAGCUUUCUCUUUCUGAGUGCAGUCCUGGCUCUGAGCAGUCGCUCGGCUGGGUCCUUUGAGAUGAUCAUUCUGGCACGUCUGCUUGUGGGGGUAAAUGCUGGUGUUAGUAUGAACGUCCAGCCCAUGUACUUCGGAGAAAGUGCACCUAAGAACCUGAGAGGUGCCGUUGCCUUUUCUUCGGCUGUUUUCACUGCUCUAGGGAUCCUGAUGGGCCAGAUAAUAGGUCUGACUGAAGUAUUGGGGAGUGAGUUUCUCUGGCCUUAUCUACUGGCAAGCAAUGCUCUCCCCGGACUAGUACAGCUGAUCACCUUGCCCUGGUUUCCAGAGAGCCCGCGUUACUUGCUCAUUGACCGAGGGGACAGAGAGGCGUGCGGCCAGGCCCUGAAACGCCUCAGAGCGUGCAGUGUUUUCACUGAAGAGAUGGAAGAGAUUCUCCAGGAGCGGGCAGGAGCGGGUGAUGCCCAUGCCAAGACACUGUGGGAACUGAUCCGAGACAGAAGUCUUCGCAGGCAGCUCUGCAUUGUAAUGGCUGCCAGCAGUGCCAUGAUGCUGUGUGGAAAUGAUUCCAUUUACUUCUAUGCCUCCUAUAUCUUUCAGGAAGCCGGCAUUCCAAUGGACAAGAUUCAGUAUAUCACAAUCGGCACGGGUGCCUGUGAGUUCACUUCCGCUUUGGCCUGUAAUCUACUGAUCGAGCGUGUUGGACGCAGGUUACUCCUCGCAGGCGGGUAUCUGUUCAUGGCUUGCUGGGCGGUGGUCUUCACUGUUGCUCUCUCGCUGGAGGGCAAAGUGGCCGGCAUGCCGUAUCUGAGUAUGGCCUGCGUGUUCGCCUACAUCUUCAGUUUUGGCAUGGGUCCCGCAGGAGUCACCGGGAUCCUCCCAGCCGAGCUCUUUGACCAACUGACACGUCCCGCAGCUUACAUGGUUGCCGGAUCCAUGAUGUGGCUUAAUCUCUUCAUCAUAGGAAUGGCGUUUCCAUUCAUAGUUAAUGGCCUGGGACAGUUCUGCUUCCUUCCCUUCUGCGCUGUUUGUGUGGCUGCUUGUCUUUUUAUCAGUUUCACUUUACCUGAAACCAAAGGGAGGACACUGGCAGAGAUCACGGAGGAGUGGAAUAAGAAAGACACAGCUAAUGGACGUCCUAAAUACAGUCAACAAUCACAAAGUCUGACUGAUCCACCAGAAUGCCUAGAGAUUGAGAAGAUCUGAGUGAAAUCUGCCUCAAUUCUGCUUUUACUUUUAUGAGUUUGACACUGUAAUUGUUUUCCAACUUGUUUCUAUUUUGACACUAAUUUUUGUCUAUUCAUUUAUUCGUAAUUUAUUCAAAAUUAGUGAGAAUUGCAUACGUUUUUCAGAACUAUAUAAACCCUGCAUGAAUAAAAAAAAAAACUACAAGUUGAUGUAUAAUUUAUUAUACUUCCUAAUUGAAUAUUGAAAAUCAGCUAGAAAUACAAUACAUGCAAUUGUAAAAAACGAAACAGGUGCAUGUUGGAAAUGUAUGUAGAAUUUGAUACUCUAUUUCAGGGAUACAGUUUUUUGUUGUUUGGUUGUUUUUAUUUUGUUUACUAUUUCCCAGAAUACUUGAAUCUUCAUGCCUGCAAAAGUGAAAUGCAAUUUGCACUUAUGUAUUUACCUCAUUCUGUGUCUCCAAUGUAAUAUUGUUCAUUAUUUAUAAAAGAGUUACUUGUUUUGAAAGCCACAACCAAAGAUCAGUGCACUAUAUUACCCUGCUGUCUUGCAUUUGUCGGAGAUAAAGACAGUAUGAGAUCUCUGUA
Molecule: messenger RNA, 2256 nt
Organism: Rhinichthys klamathensis goyatoka
Lineage: Eukaryota; Metazoa; Chordata; Actinopteri; Cypriniformes; Leuciscidae
Product: solute carrier family 2, facilitated glucose transporter member 11
Exons: 1
Coding region: 179-1690 (503 amino acids)
Biological process (GO): monosaccharide transmembrane transport
Cellular component (GO): membrane
Molecular function (GO): hexose transmembrane transporter activity
Source: RefSeq, a predicted model, not a curated record